Drosophila innubila is the source of this 780-nucleotide messenger RNA. RefSeq lists its product as uncharacterized. The coding region runs from base 1 to 780 and encodes 259 amino acids. The record is from RefSeq and is a predicted model, not a curated record. The transcript has a single exon. Lineage: Eukaryota; Metazoa; Arthropoda; Insecta; Diptera; Drosophilidae.
AUGAUUGCAAAGGUUUUCCUUCUUGCGCUCCUGGUCGCCGUUGCCAGUUCCACACCCGUGUCCCAGGACACGAGCAUGGUCGGAUACGGUGAAGCCGUUGGCAUGUUCCUUCAGGCCUGGAAGAAGAUCAUGCCCUGUGGCUUUCCUGCCGAGAAUAUUCCAGUAUUGGCUCCGUACACCCUCGACUUCGACUGGUUCCAAUACCUCUAUGAGCCGACUAAAGUUUUGGGUAAUGUGAGCGACAUCCGCAUUUCGGGUCUGGACGGUUUCCAGAUAAUGAGUAGCAGUUACAAUGCCAGCACGAUGCGACGCACCUUUGACGUCAUGUACCCAGAGAUUCAAGUCGUGGGUUCCUUAGCGCUGGAUGGCACUUUCAGCUUAGGCGGCCUUCCAUUGCCAGUGUACCACGACUUCCUCCUCAAUUUGAAGCUGACUGACUUGCGUUUUGUGGGCGAGUACACAUUUGCCCAGAGCCUCAGUAAUGCCAAUGGACUGCGCAUUAGCGAUUUCGACCUGAAAUACUAUAUCGGCGAUGUAAAGGCUAACAACUGGGACAAAUAUAUGGAUAUUGCCGCCAACAAAUAUCUGAACGACUUCAUCGGAUCUUUCUCUCUGUUAUUCUCUGAGGAGACUCAGCCCGCUGUUAACCCAUUGUUCGCCAAGUAUUGGCUGCCCACUAUCAAUGACCUGCUCUCCAACCUGGACAUCACCCAACUGACCAACUUCUUCGUUAUGCAAGCCGAGAUAUGGAAUAACGCCGGUUGCGCUGUUAAGGCUUAA